AUGACGACCCGAAUAGCGCCUGGUGUCGGAGCAAACCUUCUAGGCCAACACUCAGCCGAGCGCAACCAGGACGCCACCGUUUACGUUGGCAAUCUCGACACCAGAGUAAGUGAAGAGUUAUUGUGGGAGCUGUUUGUGCAAGCAGGCCCUGUUGUCAAUGUGUAUGUUCCCAAGGACAGAGUCACAAAUGCUCAUCAAGGCUACGGCUUUGUGGAGUUCAGAAGUGAAGAAGAUGCUGAUUAUGCAAUUAAGGUUCUAAAUAUGAUUAAACUACAUGGGAAGGCAGUACGAGUGAAUAAGGCAUCUCAAGAUAAGAAAAGUGUUGAUGUGGGAGCCAACCUGUUCAUCGGGAACCUUGACCCUGAUGUUGAUGAAAAACUGCUGUAUGACACUUUCAGUGCUUUUGGAGUCAUUGUUUCAAAUCCAAAGAUAAUGAGAGAUCCAGAGACCGGGAAUUCCCGUGGUUUUGGCUUUAUUAGCUAUGAUUCUUUCGAGGCUUCUGAUGCAGCUAUAGAGGCAAUGAAUGGCCAGUAUCUUUGCAAUCGUCAGAUAACAGUGUCUUAUGCAUACAAGAAAGACACAAAGGGGGAGCGUCAUGGAACUCCUGCUGAAAGAGUUUUGGCUGCGAGUAAUCCAACUGGCCAGAGAAGUAGGCCCCAUACCUUGUUUGCAAGUGGACCUCCUAUGCUUCCUCCACAUCCCAAUGGUACCGUCAGUACUCCAGUGCCACCAAGGCCUUUUGCAAAUGGCAGUGUUCCUCCACUCCCCAUCCCUGCACUCCGUCCACCACCUCCACAACCUCCACAGGCUGGUGUUUACCCCCCUAUGCAGAUGACUGGACCACCAUCCUGGCAGGGUCAGCCUGGUCAGAUUGGCAUGGGUUUGCCACCAAUGCAGCAGUUCAGGAGCAUGCCUCCACCACCACCUCAACAAGUUGCUCCUGGUCUAGUUAGGCCACCACCACCUCCAUCUGGACUUGUUGCUCCACCUGUUUGGCGGCCACCACCACCUCAGCACCUAACUGGUGGACAACAUUCUAUGCCACAGAUGUCAAUGCCCCCACCACCACCACAAUGA
Molecule: messenger RNA, 1077 nt
Organism: Fraxinus pennsylvanica
Lineage: Eukaryota; Viridiplantae; Streptophyta; Magnoliopsida; Lamiales; Oleaceae
Source: the annotation of a GenBank genome assembly